Arctia plantaginis is the source of this 594-nucleotide messenger RNA. The record is from the annotation of a GenBank genome assembly. NCBI's taxonomy places the organism in Eukaryota, Metazoa, Arthropoda, Insecta, Lepidoptera, Erebidae.
AUGCUGAAACAAAGUAGGCCCUGCUUUGAAGAAGCGGAUGCAGCUAAGGACGAAGCUGAACCUGAACCUAUACUAGUCUGCAAAUGUCUUAUAGAUGCAGAGUCAUCAGAACAAACUGUUGUGUCACCGCGAAAACAGAAAAUUUUAUCCACUGUUGCAAGAACUGAAGAAUAUUUACGCGUGCGUCGCAUUCCUGAACUAAUAAGAUUCCUUAUUACUAAAGUAAUUGCCGAUGGUUCUAAUCGCCCCAUCGCUUUCCUUGAGAAUUUAUUAAAUGAAGGUAUGUUAUUUCGUGCUGGACAUGGAUUGGCUCCGGUUUUGUAUGAAGACAGGCACUUACGAGCUGUUAUUAAAAGUUUUGAUCCAGGUAACCGAGGUUGGCUAACACCUGGACAAGUCCGCAGAGCAUUUAUUACUCUUGGCCUUACUCUUACCGAGACUUUAAAUGAAAGGAUUCCAACUGAUGUCCUUUUCGAAUUACUGAAAACUACUCAAGAAAAAGAGCUUUUUAGUUUAUUGACAGCUGGAGUUUGUCUAGAGGAUGAUUCCCGUGUAGAUAUCGAAUUAAAAAACGGCGGAUCUACAACAGAUUAA